AGGCGCCCUCUCGUGGAUUGUAUUCAUGUUUUUUCUCAGUGUAUUUUCCGAUAAUAUCUUUCUCUUUCUCACCCUGUUUGUGCUUGCUCAACAUUCAUCGCCCCGAUGUGAAGAUUAUUCCUGGAAAAUUACACAACUCCAACAUCAUAAAUUAACGUAUAUUCGAUUCUUGAUAUUGACGCUCAUGUUGAUCUUUCAUUCAUCCAAACUCAAACUCAAAGAAAAAUAGAAGUGUCUCUUCCUUGGUGAACAACAUUCCUAGUUUUGUUCUCGAUGGAUUAGGAUUUUUCCUUUUUCGAUUGAUCCGUAUCUGUAUCGAGAAUCUGUUCCUGUGAAUUAGAAUUUCAUCGGAUCGAAAUAAACAUGGAUGUCGAGGAUUAUUGCCUGGAGAAUAAUUCGGGUGGGAAAGAAAUAAUUCUCUUUCCUCUGGAAUCCAAAUCCAUCGUCCGGAAUUAGUGGUUUUCCGAAGGUGAAGGAGGUGACGCGAAGAAAGUCGUGUGAGUUAGUAGUAGAAGAAGUCCGGGUUCUAUCCCACGAAAAAUUGUUUCAUUGUGAUGAUUUUGCAAGAUCUGUAUCACAAGUUUGUUAGACAUGACACAGAAAAUUUGCCAUGCGCGCUUCCAUAGGGAAAACAUCUCUAAAGAGUCGAGGUCUACUUGCAGGUGUAGCAAGACAAAUAGUUCUCUGUUCCAUUCUAUGCAUCACAAGUUCACAGUGAAACAGUUUUUUCUUGCGAUAGGUUCUUAGGGGUGUCGUGGAAGGAAGGAGUAGUCCGAAAACCUUCAAGAUGACGACGCGAAUGCAGCGGUUUUUGGAGCAGAAGCUCCUCUCGGGGAAUAACAGUCAGCAGAGCGAGUUGUUGAUGAAUAUGUGUUUCCCGGAGGUGACCAGCGCAGUCCAUUUGCAGCAGCCGCAGCAUUAUCAAAUGCAAAAAUGUCUGGGUGUGGAAGAGUGCUAGGUUUGUCAUGCAGGUUUUCCAUGACCCAUGAGGUCUGUUAUGUAGGACAGAGCAUGACAGAUUCUGUGAGAGUUGUAUCGUGCCUAUUCCGCAUGAGAAAUUGCCUCUCGAUUAGGUCAAAAGUGGACAGCUUUUGGCAAUCAUGCAACACAGAUUUUGACAUGAUUCAGAUUUAGCAUGACAAGUUCGCAUUCUUCCAGACCCAGACAUUUUUGCAUUUGAUAAGCACAACUUUUCAGCCCACAACACCAGCAGCUCCAGCGGCCAGCAGCAGCAGGUGUUAUCCUAGAAAAAAACUGUUUUAGUGUGUCUUUUGGGAAAACAGCAUCGCAAGUUUGUCUGCCAUGAAAGGAAAAACUUGGCAUGCGCAGAUAGGACGGGAAAACACUAGGAAGCGAGCCCAUCAUGCAUGUGGAGCAUGAUAAGCAUAUAUUGUUUUGCACUUUCAUCUGCAUCACAAACUUACACUUAUACAGUUUUUUUCUUGCAUAGGUGUGGCAGGAGUAUGAUUGGCAGGACAUUCAAUUGUUGAACGACUCGGUCGGGUACCAAAUCGUCCGCAUCCAGGAAUUCAAGAGGAAGACGCCGAAUAAAGAGGAUGAAGCGUUUAUCCUGAGUAAAAACGUCCCCACAACAGAGUCAGGAUGGGGAUAGAUUUUGCAACACAAACCUAGGAGUUUUGGGAGUCACGCAUGACAAGUUGCACUCCGCAGUGUAGUGCAGGUUAGUAAGUGCAGCCGCAUCACAGAUUCAUCGGCUCAUCCUGUUCACAGCAUCACAAAUUCCAAUACACGAUUGGAAAUGGCUCUCAUGGGGAUGCGCAUUACAAGUCCUCCUAUCUUUGCAAAUCUGCAUUAGGUGUGGGGACGUUUUUACUCAGGAUAGCGUUUUUCGACUUUUUGAUCCAGGAAUUGGAUUGCAACAAGAUGUUGCAUAUCAACUGCAAAUAUGUCUGGGUCUGGAAGAUUGGGUGAGUUUGUCAUGCAAAUUUUACAUGACGUAUGAUGUCGGUGUGCAUGCUUCAGCAUUACAGGUUUUGUGAAGGUUUUCUCAUGCCUAUACGGCAUGAGAAAGGCUUUCCCAGAAGAGCAAAAAUCUGAGUGCCGUUUGCUGCUCAUGCAAUACAGGUUUUUGUAUCAUCGAAAGAUAGCAUCACAAAUUCCAUUCUUUCCAGAGCCAGACGCAUUUGCAUUUGAUGUUGCACGUCGUUUUCCACCUGGACCAAAUGAUGGAAAGUUUUACAACAGCUGUGAAGCAACAGCUAUCCUGUGCAAAAGUAUCGUACUCGUCUUAGUCGCAGUCAUGCAAGACAAAUUUCUUUUUCAAGCUAAAUCAGCAUGACAAAUUCCAUUUUUCAUGCUGAGCUAAUUUGUAUUGCAUUUGCAACAUUACGAGUACGAUACUUUUAGAGUUCAUAACAGCAGAGCCGAGGAGGGAACAACAACAGGACUAUCAAGUGCAAAAAUGUCUGGGUCUGGAAAAGUUUAGACUUGUCAUGCAGAUUUUCCAUGACCCAUGAGGUCUGGAAUGCGGGACUUAGCAUGACAGACUCUGUGAGGUCUCUGCCAUGCCUGUCCUGCAUGAGAAACUCCCUUCCAACUUGGUCAAAAGUGGAUAGCUUUUGGCACUCAUGCAACACAGAUUUUUGCAUGCUUCAGAUUUACCAUGACAAGUUGCAAUCUUCCAGACCCAGACAUAUUUGCAAUGCAUAAGGACUACUUCUAGUCCAAAGCAGUUGCUCGAGCUAAAAAAGACGGAGAAGCAGUGGAUGUUGAAGCUGUUGAGCCACCAGGAGUAUCAAAUGCAAAAAUGUUUGGGUCUGGAAAGUUGGAACUUGUAAUGCUGGUCUUGUAUUCCUGUGAAAUCUGUAUUGCAUGGCCAACAAAAGCAAACGUGGCAGCCUCGCACGUCAUACACAAACGCAGUUUCUGAUGCGGAGUUCGUAUGAUAAGGCGUCGCGCAGACUUGUCAUGCUUUCCUGCAUGAGGAAGUGUUUUCAUUUAUGCACAUUUUAGCAUCACAAAUUUCCAGACCCAGACAUAUUUGCAGUUGAUAAGGAGCCGACUUUCGCGGCCGAUGACGUGAUGGACAACAUCUGCAGGCGGGUAUGCAUUGAAAAAGUAUUCUUGUACUCGUAGUUGUACUUGCAUUUAUGCAUUACAGAUCUCUUUCCGAAGCUGAAUCCGCAUUACAAAUUUCAUUUCUCAUGCUGAAUCCGCAUUACAAGGGGGUUCGUCUCAAUGAAAUGAAAUGAAAUGCUGAGCUAGUUUGUAUUGCAAUUAUACCACGAGAGUACGAUAAUUUUUCCCUUUCAUACCGGUUGAAGAAGAGCAAGUUUUUCUUGAACGCGACUGAAGAUCAUAUGAAUGGCUCCUCUGCAGCUGCUAUCCCCUCGCGCGGGGGCCAAGUGGAUAGCGACCUGAUUGUGGUCAGUCUCGGGGUUAUCCCACGAAAAAACUGUUUCACUGUAAUGGUUCUCCAAGAUCCGCAUCACAACUUUGCUACACAUGACACUGAAAAUUUGCCAUGCGCGCUCCCCAAGGGAAAACACGCUUGAAAAUCCAAUGAGUUGCAGGUGUAGCAAGACAAAUAGUUCUGUGUUCAAUUCCAUGCAUCACAAGUUCACAGUGAAACACUUUUUUCUUGCGAUAGGGGUGUUGUAUCAGAAGGUGUUGGAGAUCGUUGGGGAAUAUGAGCUUUCCCCGCAAAUCGAGUUCUAUCUCCUCUUAUCCUGUGCAAAAGUAUCGUAUUCGUAUAAAUGCAAGUUUUGCAUUACAAGUCUUAGCCUUAAGGCAAAUCCGCAUGACAAAUUUCAUUUCUCAUGCUGAGGGAAUUUGUAAUGCAUUUAUGCGAGUACGAUAUUUUUGCAGCUCAUACCUCUUCUGCGUGCAGACUAGCAAAUUGCUACCACUUCUGUGUGAUUUCAACGACCUGUUUGAACCGAAACUGGAGAAAAUUUGGCAGGAGUGGCAGGACGAAAAGCAGAAAAUCUCCAUGCAAAUGAACGGCAUCGACUUGCGGCAACAGGGCCAAUAUGGAUUGCAAAUAUGUUUGAGUCUGGAAACUUGUGAUGCAAGGAAGGGAAUUAUGGUGAAAGCAUUGUAAUGCGCUGCCCAGCAUGACAAGUUUUGCCGUGGUUCUGAGUUGCGUACUCCGCAUGAGAAACUGCAUUUUUGCAUGACAGGCCAGAGGAGCUGUUCGCGGCCACGCAAAAACCCCGAGCACAGGGUCAUGUCAGACUAGCAUGACAAAUCUCGCAAUUAUCCAGACCCAGACAUGAUUGCAUGUGAUAGCCAAGACUCGCAUUCGGAGCAGGCGCUGCUGCAGUUCCGAUCCGCGAUCGCCAUGUCGAUUGUGCUCGAGAAAACGUUCGGGAGUGCGAAAAAGUCCUUUAGUACCAUGCAGUCGUUGAACAAGUGCCUCGUCGUGAUCAACUUAGACAUAUGCAAUGCAAAUAGCUCUGGGUCCUCUGGGAAUGAAUGCAAGGUUUGUCAUGCUCCGCCAGUAUGAUUCCAAAGUCUGUCAUGCACGUUUUGCAAAAAGAACCCGUUUUUUUACUCAUGCAGAAAGAAAAACGCACUUUGUCAUGCAGAAUAGACAAUUAACACCUAGCAACGCAGAAACUUGUCAUGCUGACCCGUCGCUUGUCGUGUCCUCAGGAAUCGUCAACCAGCAUCACAACUUACUUUCUAGACGACCCAGGCAUCUUUGCAGUGCAUAAGACAAACACAAGCGGUUCAUCGAAGACGAACUGGCCCAGAACGGGACGCUAUGAACUGCAAAAGUAUCGUACUCGUAUAAAUGCAUGACAAAUUCCCUCAGCAUGAGAGUUAAAAUUUGCAAUGCAGAUUUGGCUUGGAAACAAGAUUUGUAAUGCAACACUUGGAUUAGCAUUUGUACGAGUACGAUACUUUUGCACAGGAUAGACGCUCUACCCGCAGUCCGUCCUGGAGUUGCUGCAGCAGGUGCACUAUGCAUUGCAAAAGUAUCGUACUCGUAUUGCAAUCAUGCACUACAAAUCUGCUUGUUAAGGUAAAUCAGCACUGCAAAUUUUAUCGCUCAUGCUGAGGAAAUUUGUAAUGCAUUUAUACGACGAGUCCGAGUGCGAUACUUUUGCAUUUGAUAUGCACAGCAAGAAGCACGAGAUCCUGAACCGCGGCACGAGUGACGAAGUCGUUUCCACCGGGCAGAUUCUCCUGCAGCAGGGUAUGACUUGCUCAAACGUUACAAUCUCAAGCGUUACAAUUGAAUCUGGAAUUUGUGUUGCAUGCUGAGCAUGACAGACUCGUCGCACAUCAGCGCUCCACGUUUUGCAAUACAAAUUUCGCCAGAUUGUAGUGGGGUUUGGGGCUCCGGAACUUGUCAUGCGCAAUCCGAUGAGAGUUGGCUAGAUCAUGCACUCUUGCAUCACAGAUUUCGACAUUCUAUGGUAACCGAUUUGAGAUUGUAACACCUGAGCAGGUUAUACAGGGCAUGCGGGGGGUGGAUGCCUGGAAGUAUGGAUUGCAAAAGUGUCUGGGUCUGGAAGAAUGCAACUUGUGACGCUGCAUUUGGAUUCCAAAAAAAUGUGUAUUGCAUGAGUAGCAAUUUGCUAUACUCCUCUUGCCAAAAGGAGUAUGGGCAUUUGUCAUGCGGAAUAGGCAUCAAGUUCAAGAUGCCCUCAAAAAAUCUGUGAUGCUAGGGCGUGCAUCACAGACAUCAUGGCUCAUGCAAGACGUGCAUCACAAGUCUCAGAAUCUUCCAGACCCAGACACUUUUACAUUUGAUAGGAAGGUGGAAAAGACCAUGGGGCUGAAGGACCGCGAAACGGUGUAUGCAAGAAAAAAACUGUGUAAGUGUAAAUUUGUGUUGCAGAACAUGCUAGAGAGGUACGCCUGUCAUGCCAGACAGCCAUGAAGCUCUCUUUUCAUGUGUGUUUUGCCUUACAAGCCACGCAUGACAGGUUUUCUCUGUCAUGUAGAGCAAAUUUGUGAUGCUGUUCCCUGAAGAAAGUUACACUUACACACUUUUUUUCCUGGAUACGGUGCGACAGUACAUUAACCUGCAGCGGAACAGUAUGCAAGAAAAAAAUUGUGUAAGUGUAAAUCUGUGAUGCAGAAAAUAAAUGCAAAACAGUUUUUACACUUGUCAUGCGGGACGUGCAUCAUCGGCUCGCUUCCUAUGUGUUUUCCGUUCCUAUCUGCGCAUAAGCAUAACAAGUUUUUCCUGUCACGGCAGGCAAAGAACUUGUGAUGCAGUUUUGUUUCCCAAAAGACUUACACUAACACAGUUUGUUUCCUGGAUAAACAGCAGCGGUGGUGGAGCAGGUAGUGCGGAAAAGAAUAGUGCCGCGCCACCUGUCAACAUCCAGGUGCAUGACUUCUACAACAGUUGCCUUCUUCUUUCCGAAAUUCCCGACCUGAAUUUCGGGACGAACCUCGGGCCACCCCGUGGUUCCAGCUCGGCGACGAUCGACGACAAGCAAAAUGUGGAGUUGUUUCUCGACCGGAAAAUUGACGUGGAAUUGUUUGCGAGCAGCAUGCCCGUGAACUUUGACGGAGAACAGGACUAUCAAAAGUAAAAAUGUCUGGGUCUGGAAGAAUGCAUGUUUGUCAUGCUUGUCUGGCAUGACUCUUAAAUCUGUCAUGCACGUUACCCAAGAGCGCCACUUUUCUGUCAUGCAGAAACGCAGUUUGUCAUGCAGAAUAGGCAACACCUAGAAGCUCAGAAACUUCUCAUGCUGAGCCAGCACUUGUGGCCUCCUCAUGAUACGCCACCCAGCAUCACAAGUUUCCAGACCCAGACACUUUUGCAUUUGAUAAUUACGGCGGCUUCAACAUCUACGGGGGUGUACAACACCAACUACAACAAACCACUAUGCAAUGCAAAAGCAUCGUACUCCUACUCGUACUAAUUGCUUUUAUGCAUUACAAAUCUUUUUGUUAAGGCAAAUCCGCAUCACAAAUCUAAUUUGUAAUGCUGAGCUAAUUUGUAUUGCAAUUUAUACUAGUACGAUACUUUUGCAGUUCAUAAUCACAGAUCAUGACCUGGCAUCGUCCACCGGAAUGUUUAACAGCCGCGCGUUAUCAAAUGCAAAUGUGUCUGGGUCCUCAGGGGUGAUGCAAGUUUGUCAUGCUUGUCUCGCAUGACUCUUAAAUCUGUGAUAGUACAUGAGCAGGAAAAUAAGGGCCUCUUUCCUGUCAUGCAAAAACGCAGUUUGUCAUGCGAAAAACGAAACACACAGCACGCAGCUCAAAAACUUGUCAUGCUGGGCUCCAUAUUCCAGUGCGCCCACAAUUGGUAGAUUCGCAUCACAAGUUUCCAGACAUCCAGACAUAUUUGCAAUGCAUACGCGCCGGGGAUCGGCAAUUUGCUGGACAAGUUGGAGGAGAUGGAUCACGCCGGAGCAGGGCUUCCUUCAUCGCAGCAACAUCACGGCAAGGGCGGGGGACAGUUGAAUACUAGUGGUUCUUUUUACAGUCAAGGCAAGAAGGGCAUGGGGAAGCUGCAAGACGGCGGGGGCAAAUUCGGGGCCGGGGGCGGUAAGGAUGAGGAUUUGUCGAAAUUGCCCGUUUCCCAGAUGGUCUUCCCAGAUCAACUGCACCAGAUCACGGACAAUCUAUCCUGUGCAAAAGCAUCGUACCACUCGGAGUAAUUGCAUUUAUGCAUUACAAAUCUCUUUGUUCUCAAGGUAAUAAAUAGUAAUUCAGCAUUACAAAGUCAAAUUCAAUUGUUCAAUUUGUAAUGCUAGGCUGAUUUGUAAUGCAAUUUAUACUAGAAGUACGAUGCUUUUGCAUUGCAUACAAUCUAGCCAUCGCCAACAAUGUGGAGCAGACGGGUGUCGUAUCAAAUGCAAAUAAUGUUUGGGUCUGAAAACUUGUGAUGCAAGGAAGGGAAUAGUGAGCUCACUGGAAUGGGAAUGCGCUGCCAAGCAUGACAAGUUUGUUCCAUGAUUCUGAGUUGCGUAUUCCUCAUGUGAAACUGCGUUUUUGCAUGACAGGGAGUAGGAGCUCUUUGCGGCCACGCAAUACACAGUUCAGAGUCAUGCCAGACUAGCAUGACAAAUUUCGGAAUCUUCCAGACCCAGACACUUUUGCAUUUGAUAUCUCGAUCAGUGGUACGACUUUUGUGAGCAGCACCGAAAUUUCCGCCUCAUCGGCUGCCUGGCGUCUACGAAGGACCAGAAGUUCAGCUUUUUGAAAUCCGUGUUCACGCUGAAAAACAAGGAGCAGCAGAUCUUCUGCCCCUUUCCGAAUUGGCGCGGGUUGAAGAAACGGUUCAUGGAGCAUUUUGCGGAGAACCUGCAAAAAUACGGCAACCACGAGAAGCAGUUUUUCCUGCAGCAAAAACACCACCCGAUCAUUAUCCGGAGUAAAAACGUACCCACACCAGAGUUGUAAUGCAGAUUUGCAAAGCCAGGAAGACUUGUAAUGCGCAUCCCCAUGAGAGCCAUUUCCAAUCGUGUUUUGGAAUUUGUGAUGCUGUGAACAGGAUGAGCAGAUGAAUCUGUGACGCGGCUGCACUUGCUAACCUGCACUACACUGCAUAGUGCAACUUGUCAUGCGUGACUCACAAAACUCCUAGGUUUGUGUUGCAAAAUCGUCAUCCUGACUCUGGUGUGGGUACGUUUUUACUCAGGAUAAUCAUCGACCCCAGCAACUACUUCAUCACCCCAAACGAGUCCGCUAUCCUGGCGAACUGGCUCGAGAAAUACGGCAAGGACCGGCUGGUGGCAUUCCGGAUCGGGAAAAAAGGCUCGAAAACCAGGAAGGAGACGGACAAUUACUAUGCAGAUGACGUUGUGUUUCUGGAUGAGGCACGCGACACGGAGCACGACGGCCCGGUGCUGAUUCAGGGAAUCGUGGGCACGCACGGGCGGAAGCCGGUGAACCAAAGGAACUCCGCUUGGGACCAAAGAUUUCGGUUCUUUGAAGCACUGGAAUUCGGUCACGAGCUGGAACUGACGAACGGCAGCAGUUACGUCUAUGCGAACUACCCAACCUUUGAGGAGGCGAACAGCAACCCAAAUAUGAGCGUUUUCCACGCGGGUGGGGGCGCCGCUGCAGGAACAACUACGGCCAUGCUUCAAGUGCCGCAACUACCCGGAACAACCACAACCUCGUUUGAUCAACAUUUCGGGAACAACCAGGUCCAGGCCGCGAGCAGCCUGAGUAAUAAUUCCUCCACUUACGGCAAUAAACAGAACAGCAAAAUCGACCUGACCCACGCGCCGAUAACCGUGCGCAACCAGAAAAACGCGGUGGCGCUGCAAAACCCGGCGCCCGGCGUGAAUUACGGGAACCCUGAGUUUUACCACGGCGGCACAAACCUGCUCUGCGUCCACCCCCUCGAGGCUCCGAAGGCGUUCGCAGAUUGGGUGACCGAGUGCGCGAAAAAUUACCGCCUAAGGCUGAUCGGAACUCUGGUUAAUUACGGGCACCGGGGCGUGCGCUACGGGUUCAUCAUGUCCAAAUAUUUUGACGAUAACGCCUGCGCGAAGGUGAUUGCUCUCCCGGAUAAGUUACGAACUGCAAAAGCAUCGUCUUAGUAGUUAGGUGUAUUACUAUUACAAAUUUCCUCAGCAUGAGAAAUGGAAUUUCUGAUGCGGAUGUACGUUAAGAAAAAGAUUUGUAAUGCAUAAUUAACAGCAAUUAGUUACUACGAGUACGAUGCUUUUGCACAGGAAAUAGGUUUUUCGAAACCAGCGAAGAGGAGAUCCUGGCCCGGCAGUUACCGCAUCUGGUCCGGUUCACAGUGCACGAAAACGCGCAGCAGUCGGGAAAGUUAUCCACUGCACAAGUAUUGUACUCACAUAAAUGCAAGUCUUGCAUUACAAGUUUCUUUCCUAUCGUAAAUCCGCAUUACAACUUUCAUUUCUCAUGCGGAGGAAAUUUAUAAUGCAUUUAUUUUUAUACGAGUACGAUACUUUUGCAGUUCAUAAAAGUACUAUUGCGACCACAUUGAGUUUGUGGACAUGGAUAUCAUGCUAUCCCACGAAAAAAGUGUUUCACUGUAAGGAUUUUGCAAGUUUUGCAUCACAAGUUUGCUCUACAUGACAGAGAAAAUUUGCCAUGCGAGGUUCCUAAGGGAAAACACAGCUAAAAUCGAUUGUCUUGCAUGUGUAGCAAGACAAACACUUCUAAGAUAUAUGUUUUGCAUUACAAGUUUACAGUGAAACAGUUUUUUCCUGCGAUACAUGCGGCGGGAUUCGGAAAAGGCGAAUUUACACUACGAAUUAAAAACGGAAAGGAACGCGAAUCAGCUAUCAAAAUGAAAAAUCCCUCCACGACCCCAUACUCAAAGUAGAAAUUUGUGAUGCAGAUGAGAUUUGUUGUCACAAAUCAGCUUUGUCAUUCUAGAAGGGAAAAGAUGCGGACUGUAGUGCUGGUUGGCGUGGGAAUAAACCUUUGCAUCUUCAGCAUGACAGGGGGCAGCUGGAAGUGGGAACCAGCAUGACAAUAUAUGCCUGCAAAGGAGGCCACAGCUGCGGCUCUUGGCCUUGUAGCAUUACAAGUCGACUUGUGUACUCAAAUACAGCAUUUCAUAUCGUUUUCGAUAUGAGGAGGGGGGAUUUUUCCUUUUGACAUCAGCCUGUUUUAGUCCCGCAGUCGUCGUCCACCAAUAUUACGGGGGCAGCAGCUCUUGCCAGCACCAGCGGCAGCGGCCUGGUGGUCCCACCAUCAUCUACAGCGCUGCCACCCGGAACAAACUAUCAAAUGCAAAAGUGUCUGGGUCUGCAAGGUUGCCAGGUUUGUCAUGCAUAUUUGGCAUGACUCAGGAUGUCUGUAAUGCAUGAUCUAGCAUCACAUAUUUUUACAGGCCUUCCUGAUUCCUAUCCCGCAUGACAAACGCCCUCCCCGCGUAGCACAACCUGGGCUCCUCUUGCUGGUCACGCAAUACACAUUUCUUUAGAAUCCAAAGAUAGCAUCACAAGUUCCAACCCUUCAGACCCAGACAUAUUUGCAUUCGAUACAAACACAACAAGCGCAACUACACCUGCCGGUACUGUCCCUCUGGACACCAGCACAGCUGGUGCACUGGUCGCCGCACUCGCAACUACUGCUCGUGCCCCACCGGCGCCGCCACGACCGCCAACUAUGUUGAACCCGGGCCAGCAACUGCCGGCCGGCCGCGUCGACUGCAAUUGGCCGCUGGUGAAAUUUGAGAACCAGAAAAACCCGAAAGCUUCUUCUGGAUCUUCAACAAAUGAGGUAUUAUCCUCCACCAUGACAGUGCUCGCGGUGCACCCACUGGAGCCGCCAUAUGGGAUUCUCAAUUGUUACAUCCUCAACUGUUACAUGAAUUUGUGAUGCAAGAAUGGCAACAGGGAAAGGCCGGAUCUUGCAACUCUUGCAUUACAAUUUCGGCACAGAUUCCCAUGCUGCUUAGCCCUUCCAAAAUUUGUUAUGCGAGGUAGCUUCACCGUGUGGAGGUUGAUGCUCAUUUUGCAUGACAAACCAUGUAACAGUUGAGAAUGUAACGUUUGAGAACGCCAUACGCCAAAAAGUUUCGAGCAGUGGGAGCAGGAGUUUGCGAAAAAUUACCGCUUGCGGCUCGUCGGGUCGUUCUACAAAUUCGAAGCUGCGAAGUAUCGCAAGAAAAAAGUGUUACAGUUACACAUGUUAGUUACACAUUGUGUUGCAGGCCAAGCAAGACAGACAAACUCUGUAAUGCCGGAUACGCAUAAGAGCCUCGUUUCAUAGGUGCUUAUUUCCCGUAGGAUUUCUGCAUUCCAAGGUUUCUCUCUCAUGCAGAGAAAUUUGUGUUGCUGAAUUGACUACAAAUGUGUAGCUGUAACACUUUUUUCUUGCGAUAAGAAACAGUACGGAUUCAUCACGUCGAACUCCUUUGACCCCGCGUCCGGGAAUCUAUCCUGACCAAAAACGUCCCCGCACCAUAGUCCUCAUGAUGGGAAAUCUGCUAGACAAAUCAACAACCUUUGGUUGUUCCGCAUGACAAGUUUGAUGGCCUCUUAGUGUAAUCGCCUCGACUUAGCUCGUUCAGCAGCAUCACAGAUCCAGCCUAUUCUGCUGAUUAAAAAAGCAUUACAAAUUCCAAAACACGACUAGAAAAUGCUUCUCGUGUUGGGGUUCCGCAUGACAAACGUUCUGAGCAUGCAGAUUUGCAUGACAGCUACCAGCCAUGCCCCGGCUGACGCCGGGGCGCAAGGCUGUUGGGGCGGGGCAGGACUAUUUGCGGAUCGGGCCGCAGCGACAGGGCUUUACGGACAGCGUGACAGAUCGAAGGAAUUACUGGCGCCGGUUUGCGCUAUGUCAACCCGCAGGGCCUCCUGCGCGCUUCCCGCGCCUUCAGGCGCUAUGCGCAGGGAGCAGCUGCAGCGAAGCUUGGGGGCGAAGAGAAACCGCCUCGGCAUAGGUGCCGAAGCAGAACUGGGAUCGCGCUGCCCUGUGUUGAUCACACACACACCCGCCCCCGCCCAACUGGCUUCCCAGCGGAAACUGUUGGCGCGAGCGGUUAGCGCGAGAGGGUGGCGCGAGAGGGUGCGCGGGAGGGUAGCGCGAGAGGGUAGCGCGAGAGGUGUGGGCUUGCGCCAUGAAACAGUCCCAACAAAAUCGGCCGCUUGCCGGGCGGAUUCGGGUCUUUUUCACCCUCUCGCAGACCCUCUUUUUCACCUCUCCCGAGAGGUGUUGCUAAUAGUCCGGCUAUACUCGCCAGUAGAGGUCUACAGAGGUGGCCGAGAUGUGGCCGAGAGGGUGCGCGAGAGGUUCGCCCUUAUUCGCGCAACCUCUCGGCACCUCUGUCCCCCUCUCGCUUACCCUCUUGGCACCCUCUCGGCCACCUCUGGUCCCUAUAGGCGCAGCUUUAGAGUGAGUCCUUCAGCGGGCUAUACCCGCGCCACCUCUCGGCCACCCUCUCGAAUGACCUCCCGCGCCACCUCUCCACCUCUGUUGACCUCUUAUUGACCUCUUUUCACCUCUUUUUGACCUCUCGGCCACCUCUCUCCGACCCUCUGUAGACCUCUACUUUCGCAUGAAUAUAAUAGAUAGUAAUGGGGUGGGGACUUUUUUGCAUAGGAUAGAAUCUGUUUGUGCUGCAGUGGAAGCUGGUGGACGCGAAAAAGUUGUACUGCAAGGAAAAACUGGGAUUGCAAGCCAGCAGCGAGGAACAGCUGGCCGAGGAGGCGGAGAAAAUUGAGGACGCCACCAUUUUAUCCAGUGCAAAAGUAUCGUACUCGUAUUGCAAUCCUGCACCACAAAUCUUUUCCUUAAGGUAAAUCAGCAUUACAAAUUUUCUUUCUCAUGCUGAGGAAAUCGAAAUUUGUAAUGAGUGCAUUUAUACGAGUGCGGUACUUUUGCAAUUCAUACAUUUCCGAGUGGCUAUCGACCAAGGUGCCGGCGCUUGUGAAGUUUACCAUUUGCCGCAACACGGCGCAGCAGGGGAAAUUCUACGCCGAGCACAUCGAAUUCUUCGACGAAACGACCGACGUCCCGGUGUUUCCCAAAGGCAACGCGAGUGCUGCGAACUGGAAGGGCUGGCCGCUUUUGUCCGAACCGCCGCCAUAUCAAAUGUAAAAAUGUCUGGGUCUGGAAGGGUGCAAGGUUUGUUAUGCUUGUCUGGCAUGACUGAAAAGUCUGUGAUGCGUGUCCAAGAAGAGACCCUUUUGCUUGUCAUGCAAAAACGCAGUUUGUCAUGCGGAAAACGCAACACUAAGCCCUGGAAAUAUUUCUCAUGCUUGGGUAUGCAUUACAGACCAUCACCAUUCACUAUUCACAACUCAGCAUUACAAGUUUCCAGACCCAGACAUAUUUGCAAUCCAUACGCCACCGGAAAAGCGCAACCCCCCCGACCACCAGAGCGGCAAGGGAAAGGGCAAGCUACCGCCGGCGCCCCCGCCGCCCAAUGCGAAGCUGUUGGACCUGGUUUCCUCCACCUUGGGGGGCGUGUACGGCGACUGGGCGCGGGACGCCUUGAGCAGCGGGGGCCCGACCAAUCCGGCCUUGAACGUGAUCCAGAGUCUGAUGCAGGGAGCAGCCGCGCAGCAGCAGCAGCAGCCUCUCAUCCAGCCGCCGCAAGGUAUCCGACUGGGUGCACAAGAACUCCCCCUCCCCCUCAUGUCUUUGUAGUAUAGCGUGAACAGCAAUACAAACACCAGCACAGGUAGAGCUACGCAUGACAAAUUUUUGCGCCCAAUGCAUUAUACUGUUUGGGCCUCCACCGGAAUUUGUCGGGCAUAAUAGUGACGCAAGGGAGCAAUUGGAAAUGUGGAUUUUGCAUGAGAAAUGAGAACGAGGGAGAGUUGUGCACUGUCAUACAAGGACCGGGCGGGGCGGACCGGUGCGACCUGUCGAUUGCGCCGAUCAAGAUGAAGGACAUGAUGUUUCUGAAGGAGAAAAUGACCAUGCUAGUGGUGCACGACAAGGAGCCCUGGAAGCCCUAUGAUAGCUGGGUGAACGAGUGCGCCAAGAACUACCGGCUGAGAUUGGUCGGGACGUUCGUUUCCAUGAAAGAGAACACAGAGUACGGCUUCAUCAAAUCGCCCCAGUUCCCGCCCUCCAUUCCGAAUCUGUUUUGCCUCGUACAUAAGUUUGCCGACCUGCGGGAGCAGUGGAAGCUGCGAACCGGACACGUGUCGGAAAAAGAGCAGUCGAAAGUAGGGGAUGAAGUGCUGGGAGCUGCCGCGGGGUUAGUUCAUCUUCCACCGCCAGACAAGAAUUUUUCGGACGACGUCCAUGAUCACGGGCAACAACAAGCGCUGAGCAAUCCGUUUUCGUCGGCGCCGGUGAAAAAUCAGGCGACCGCGACAGCGGCGUCAACGGCCGAGGAGAGGCAGGAAGAAAUGCGGAAUUCCAUUAUUCCCUGGCUGAAGUCCAGCAUGCUGCCCUCCCUGGUCCGGUUCACCGUGGUCCGGAAUCCGCAGCAACCCGGCAAGUUUUAUGGCGUUCUCAAACGUUACAUUCUCAACUGUUACAUGAAUUUGUGAUGCAAGAGGCGCAACAGUCAAAGGCGUAAGCUUACUGCUUUCGCAUUACAGAUUUGGCAGCACGGAUUUAGACGCUGUUUAGCCCUUCGGAGAUUUGUCAUGCGAAGCAGCUUGAUCAUCUACCGGCUCAAGGUAGUUUUGCAUGACAAAUUCAUGUUGUGGUCACAGACACAGUUGAGAAUGUAACGUUUGAGAACGCCAUAAGUUUCUGGCGGAAAAGAUCGAGUUUCACGACGAGAUGACGCUGAAUCGGGAGUCGAACCCGACCGUGGGGUGCGACAUCUGGACCAAGCUGGACGAAAACGGGGAUGCUGUGCUGGUUGGUAGUACGACGACGACUAUGGAUUGUAGAAAUGUCUGGGUCUGGAAGAAUGCAACUUGUAAUGCUAGCUUUCCAUACCUAGAAAAUCUGUAUUGCAUAACCGACAAAAGUCGCAGCCUCUUUUGUCGUGCAAAAACGCAGCUUCUCAUGCGAAUUGCCUAUGAGAAAGCGUUUUGGGAAGUUGUCAUGCCGGACUGCAUUCGGAAGUGUUUUCAUCAUGCACAUUUUAGUAUCACAAGUUUCCAGACCCAGACAUUUUUACAGUUGAUAACCACUGCGACUCCCGGAGCGCCGGCGGCGGCGGCGACGACGAGUAAUCAGCAAGCGCCAGCAGGCGGUGAUGAAGUAGAGGGAAACCAGCAGCACAACACGGUUGCAAAAAAUACUUAUACCGCCCCUACUGCUUCCUCUUCUUCCUCUUCGCAGCCGCUGAGCAAGGCCGCUGCCCCUGUGAAGGUGACCACUGCGUCGUUCUCGAAGGAUAAUGACGACAACAGUGUCGACAUGCUGUUGGGAGGUCAAGAACAGCUGGACACCAACAACCCCUUUACAUUUGACAUGUAUGAAUUGCAAAAGGCAUCGCACAACUCGUACUAGUGGCAGUCACGCAUAAUUUUUACCAAUCUCUUUCUCAAGGUAGAGCUGCACAUAAAAAUUUUUUACGAAAUUUGAUUUGUAAAAAUGCUGGGCAAGAAAUUUCUCAUGCGAUAAUCAUAAUUUCUGCUACCACGUGCGGUACUACUUUUGCACAGCAUAACAACACCGAAGAGUUGAAAGCGGAGCAGGAGCGAGACGAAAAAGAGAAGCGGGAGGAGCAGGACAAGCUCUUAGACAGUACGAUUGGAGGACCAGAGACAGCGGCAGGAGCUUCUGGCAGUAGCAGUACCACUCUGAAGAUCCCUCCAGGAGGUGUCGGAUCGUCCUCCUCUACUUCGCAGAUCUUGCAAACUAGCACAUCGAAAUCCUUUGACAAAGGCUCCACAAAUAGUACUACAACAACCUUCGGAAUAAACAAGCAGGGAGAUCAAAGCGGCAAAAACAAGGGCGGCGCUCUUGGAAAACCCGGCGAUCAGCAGUCGGGGAAAAUAUCAAAUGUAAUAUAUGUCUGGGUCUGGAACUACAUUGGGGGAGUCAGUUUGUCAUGCAAAUCGUACAUGUUGAGCAUGAUGACCCGCGAUGCCUGUGAUGCAUGCUCUAGCAUCACAGCUUUUGCGAAGGCUUCCUCAUGCCUAUCGUGCAUGAGAGAUGCGUUCUCCGGUUGGCAACAAAAAUCUGAGUUCCUUUCGCUACGGAUGCAAAACAGGUUUUUGUAUACUCGAAAGUUAGCAUGACAGAUCCCAUUCUUUUUGCAAUGCAUAGAAAAAGGGGAAGGACAAUGGGCGAAUCGACGUGGUGGUGCCGCCGAUAUCGCUGCCGGGCCAAAGAGACGUAUUGAACAACAACGCUCCGCUUACCAUGCUGCUCGUCCAUCCGAACGAAUUUAAGCACCCGAAAUCCUUCGAAAAGUGGGCGGAGGAGUGCGAGAAGAACCCCCGGCUGCGGAUCGUCGGCACGCUGGCGCGGUUUCAAGCUGGAAAGUCGGGUUUUAUCAAGUCGCAUUUUUUUAUCGCGGAAGACCGGGACCUGUUCACGCUGCAGUACAAAAUCUACGGCCUGCGCGAGCGCUACAUUGCGGAGCAGCAACUACUGGGGAAUUUCGCCCCGGACUGCUCGGACCCCGCAAUCGGCAACUGGCUGCAGAGCACGAAAAUUCCCUGUCUGGUGCGUUUCACGAUCCACCGGAACCAGAAAAAGCCCGGCGAAUUCUAUGCAGACCGCGUGGAGCUGCACAGCAACGUGAACAAUGUCGUGUGGCCCAUGAAGACAAACGACCAAGGGAAUGCUGGUGGCAAGAAUUUUUCUUCCUCGAGUGGUGUUACUACUGGCGACCAGCACAACAUGGGAGCGAAUAUGAAAGGACCACAGGGGAAGAACAACUAUGACUUCUCAUCUGGUGGGCCGCAUUUUUAUGGCUCCAAAGACGGGACGAUGAGCAAGAACUUCAAGGGCGCCGGAAACAUCAACAAGUCGGAUCCCUUCAAGGGCGGCGGCGGGGGUGGGAAGAAAGGCAACUACGCGAACAAAGAGCCAAACAGCGACGUUUUUGGUUCCGGGUUUCCGCCAACAGCGUAUUUCGGCGGGGAGGCAGCGGGAACGGAGCCCUCGGUAACCGCAAGUGGGGUCGCGCCAGCUUUGAAGAAACGAAGGCUGGAAUGAGGAUAGUACGUGAGAGAAGCAGUUGUACUAGUGCCGGUCUUCGUCAUGCGGCUCUUUGAGCUGCAGGAGCGAAUGCGAUUUUUUCAAGAUGAACCGACUGAAAAACAGAACGGAAAAACGUGUUGAAAGGAGAAGUUGCAGUUGAAAAAUCACACCCAUGGAGGAAUGAGAUAAAAAGCUAGUACAGCAGGAGACACAGCUCGUACUCUUCGUAUACAAAAGAU
Messenger RNA from Amoebophrya sp. A120, 17681 nucleotides. NCBI's taxonomy places the organism in Eukaryota, Dinophyceae, Syndiniales, Amoebophryaceae. The record is from the annotation of a GenBank genome assembly.